This is a messenger RNA of Boeremia exigua, 703 nucleotides long. RefSeq names its product ATP synthase subunit H-domain-containing protein. Gene Ontology annotation, biological process: proton transmembrane transport; vacuolar acidification. The transcript has 2 exons. The coding region runs from base 26 to 289 and encodes 87 amino acids. The record is from RefSeq and is a predicted model, not a curated record. Gene Ontology annotation, cellular component: vacuolar proton-transporting V-type ATPase, V0 domain. Gene Ontology annotation, molecular function: proton-transporting ATPase activity, rotational mechanism. NCBI's taxonomy places the organism in Eukaryota, Fungi, Ascomycota, Dothideomycetes, Pleosporales, Didymellaceae.
CAAAAAGACACGAUGGCGAACGGGUAUGAAUGCACUGUGCUCAAAUCAUAACACAGAGGCUAACAUCAGUAGCUGGGCACCAUUCAUCGGACUUUUAGUCACCGCGAUCUUCUGUGGAGCGGCAUGGUUCCUCGCCCCCAAGGGUGAGAACCAGACCGUCUGGCGCUCAACCCUCGUCCUUUCCGCCGCUGCAAUGUAUAUCAUGUGGGCCAUUACAUUCCUCGCACAACUCCACCCGCUCAUCUCGCCCAUACGGGACCACCUGCGACCGGAGUACAACCAAGGGUAGACAGAUCGAGUCGAGCGAUACUCUGCGGAGGAGGAGGAGGGACAAACGAGCUGCAAUAUAUUGAGAACUGGCGAAACGUACUGAGCUCCUGGCUGCUGAGCAUGUCGCAGAUGCUGGACAAGCAGAGCAGGGCAUUUCGACACUUGAGCGCAUUGUAUAGUUGGCUGGGCGUUAUGUGGAAUCUGGGUUGUAUAAAUAUAUGAAGCAUUUGAGCACAAUCGUUUCUGACCUCUGGCAUGAAUUUCGUGUACUACAAGCGAUGUGCUCGACAUGAACUGCGCCCGUAAACCUUGGCAUAGGGAAGAGCAAACAGGUAUUAUGUUGUAUCCUAUCCUAUAUCCCCCCGAACUGUUGUCUUACCCAACCCCCUUGAUCCAGCUCUCUACCCCUCCAAGAAUGCCUUCGAUCUCACCC